This is a messenger RNA of Trichoplusia ni (cabbage looper), 1853 nucleotides long. It is a transcript of the gene Shmt, whose product is annotated as serine hydroxymethyltransferase, cytosolic. The transcript has 8 exons. NCBI's taxonomy places the organism in Eukaryota, Metazoa, Arthropoda, Insecta, Lepidoptera, Noctuidae. The record is from RefSeq and is a predicted model, not a curated record. Gene Ontology annotation, molecular function: glycine hydroxymethyltransferase activity; protein homodimerization activity; zinc ion binding. Gene Ontology annotation, cellular component: nucleus; cytosol; cytoplasm. The coding region runs from base 154 to 1704 and encodes 516 amino acids. Gene Ontology annotation, biological process: tetrahydrofolate interconversion; protein homotetramerization; L-serine catabolic process.
CAUAUCUGUCAUUGUCAAUUUAAACGUCAAGUUGGGCAUCAGUAGAGUUCAGAAUGGGUUAUCAUAAGUGAUAAAAGUUAACUUAUGUUUGCGCAAAUAAAAACAUAUUAUAUAGUGUAAUCGAAGGAAUAGUUGGUUUUACAAGAAAUCACUAUGUCCAACAUACUAGUAAAAACGUGUUUAAACUCAUUACCGUCAAAAAUCGGCAGAUUUUCAUCAUUCUCCUUUGUGCAACCUCUGCAAGUGGUGUACGGAAAAAUCUACUCUGAGACACCUACCUCAAAGCAAUUUCAUACAAGCCCAAAAAUGAACAGCUCAAUUAUGAAUGGAAAUCUUUGGGAGACCGACCCUGAGCUAUAUGAAGUCAUUAAGAAGGAGAAGGAACGCCAGAGGUCUGGCCUGGAGAUGAUAGCUUCGGAGAACUUCACAUCAGUUCCUGUACUCCAGUGCUUGAGCACAUGCCUUCACAACAAGUAUUCAGAGGGCAUGCCCCACCAAAGAUACUAUGGUGGCAAUGAAUAUAUUGAUGAAAUUGAAAUCAUGGCACAGCAGAGAUCUCUUGCAGCUUACAGGCUUGACCCUGAACAAUGGGGUGUCAAUGUUCAGCCUUACUCUGGAUCUCCCGCCAACUUUGCUGUGUACACUGGUGUUGUUGAACCUCAUGGCAGGAUCAUGGGGUUGGACCUGCCUGAUGGUGGCCAUCUUACCCAUGGAUUCUUCACAGCCAACAAAAAAAUAUCUGCCACAUCUAUUUUCUUCGAAAGCAUGCCAUACAAGGUAGACCCUGUAUCAGGUUUAAUAGACUACGAGCAGUUAGCCAUAACUGCGAAGCUCUUUAAGCCACGUUUAAUCAUCGCUGGUAUGAGCUGUUAUUCCCGUUGUCUGGACUACAAAACUUUCCGCAAGAUCGCUGAUGACAAUGGCGCCUACUUGAUGGCUGACAUGGCCCACAUAUCCGGCCUGGUGGCCGCUGGUAUCAUCCCCAGCCCAUUCGAAUACUGCGACAUCGUAACUACAACGACACACAAGACUCUGCGAGGUCCCCGCGCUGGUGUCAUAUUCUACCGCAAGGGUGUCCGCAGCGUGAAGGCUAACGGCCAGAAGGUUAUGUUCGACAUUGAGAACAAGAUCAACCAAUCCGUGUUCCCCGGACUUCAGGGUGGACCACACAACCACGCCAUCGCUGCUAUCGCGACUGCCAUGAAGCAGGCAACCACUCCUGAGUUUGUUGAAUACCAGAAGCAGGUCGUGAAGAACGCGCAGCGUCUGUGUAGCGGGUUAGUAUCCCGCGGCUACUCCGUGGCCACGGGCGGCACGGACGUGCACCUGAUCCUCGUGGACAUGCGCAGCGCGGGGCUCACGGGCUCGCCGGCCGAGCGCAUCCUCGAGCUCUGCAGCAUCGCCUGCAACAAGAACACCGUGCCCGGGGACAAGAGCGCGCUCAACCCCUCAGGCAUCAGACUUGGAACUCCCGCUCUCACCACAAGAGGCUUAAAAGAGGCUGACAUCGACAGAGUAGUUGACUACAUCGACAAAGCUUUGAAAAUUGCCCAAGAGGUCACGAAGAUAUCAGGACCGAAAGUGGCUGAUUUCAACAAGACCAUUGAAGAAAGUGCAGACUUCAAGGCGAAAAUAACCAAACUUAGGGAAGAAAUCGAAAACUACAGCAGAGCAUUCCCUCUGCCUGGAUUUGAGACCUACUAAGCAUAAACUAUUUAACUGCUUUUGCAUUUAUAUUACAAUAUCCAUGGAUAUUAUAAGACAAUUAUUAAAAUUAAGUGCCUUAUAUGAUUUAGAUUAUAUACAUAGUAUUUAAGAAUCUCCUACUACUUUUAAUAAAUGUUGACAAUUAA